CCGGAAGUGACGCUUUGGGGGUUUGACUUCCCGCCGACCCGGUGGACAUUAGUGAAGGAGGUCCCGGCCCCGGACCCGCACGGCAAUGUGAGGAGAGACGAAGAUGUUUACUGAUGGGAUUAGUGAGGACUGAGCUGCUGACAUGUGUGCUGCCUGUCCACCCCAAUCUCCAGCAGUGGCUAAGACAGAAAUCACAUUGGAUGGAGACUCACCAUUGCUUGCUGCUACUUUUGCUUACUGGGACAAUAUACUUGGUCCGAGAGUCAGACACAUUUGGGCCCCAAAGUGUGAACAGCUAUUGCUGAGUGACGGAGAAAUAACUUUUUUGGCCAACCACACAUUAAAUGGAGAAAUCCUGAGAAGUGCUAAAAGUGGUGCUAUCGAUGUGAAGUUUUUUGUACUCUCAGAGAAAGGAGUGAUCAUAAUCUCAUUGAUAUUUGAUGGCAAUAUGAAUGGGGACCGCAGCACUUAUGCUUUGUCAGUGAUACUGCCUCAAACUGAACUGGGUUUCUACCUACCUCUACACAGGUUAUGUGUAGACCGUCUAACACACAUUAUUAGAAAAGGAAGGAUAUGGAUGUACAAGGGUCAGAGCAUUAUAUCGUUUCUAACUACAGAAAUCACACCCAUCAUGGAAUUAUUUUCAUCCAUGAAAACACAUGGUGUCCUAGAAGAAGUUCAGAUUAAGGAUACUGUUUUGAAUGAUGAUGAUAUUGGUGAUAGUUGCCAUGAAGAUUUUCUGCAUAAAGCGAUUAGUUCCCAUCUGCAGACAUGUGGAUGUUCUGUGGUUGUCGGAAGCAAUCCAGAAAAAGUAAACAAGAUGGUUCGCACGUUGUGCCUUUUCUUGACUCCAAAUGAACGAAAGUGCUCUCGACUUGCUAAUGCCAGUGGUUCUUUCAAAUAUAAUUCGGGACUCUUUGUUCAGGGCCUUUUGAAGGAUGCUACUGGUAGCUUUGUACUGCCUUACCGUCAGAUUAUGUAUGCUCCGUACCCAACCACACACAUCGAUGUUGAUGUUAACACAGUGAAGCAGAUGGCCCCAUGCCAUGAACAUAUUUAUAACCAGCAGAACUAUAUGAACAUGGAACUUGUCACACUUCAGAAGACUGCGUCAGAAGAAGUAGUAAUUCCUGAUACCAUAAUUCACAUGGAUGAAAGUUUCACCCCUAACCUGAAUAUAUUCCAGGAUGUGAUGAAUCGGGACACAUUAGUGAAAUCAUUUUUAGAUCAGAUUUUUCAGCUCAAGUCUGGUUUGUCCCUCAGAAGCAUUUUUCUGGCACAGUUCCUUCUCGUCCUUCACAGAAAAGCCCAGACAGUGAUAAAAUACAUAGAAGAUGAAACCCAGAGGGGUAAGAAGCCUUUCAGAUCAUUACGAAACCUGAAAAUUGACCUUGAUCUUGCAGUGGAGGGUGACUUAAGUAUUAUAAUGGCCAUGGCUGAGAAAUUAAAACCAGGCCUUCACUCAUUUAUCUUCGGAAAAUCUUUCCACACAAGCAUACAAGAACGUGAUGUACUGAUGUCACUUUAGAGAGAAUUUAUGUAAAUUGUAUUUUACAUUAAUGUGAAUAAUAAUUUGCCUGUUUCUUGAAAAUGUCUAAUUGAGUCUAAAUAUUAAUUUAAAAAUCAGUGUCAUACAAGAAUACAGAACUUCUAUUUAACACAAUGAUAUUGAGACAAGUUAGGAAAUAAAUUUGAUUGUUUACAGUGUAACUAAAGUUCUCAGCAUUUACCUUUUGAUGAUAAUAUUUGGGUACAUGUUAAUUUCUCUGAAAACAUUAGUUCAAUAUUUCUAAAUUAAUUUAACCUCAAAAUGCUACCUUGAAAUAUUUUGUUGCAAAUUAGAUAUUUAAUCACUAAUUUCAUCAUAGCUAAAUGUUGUUUUGUUUUUGCUUCAGUUGUAAAACAUGAUAUCUCAUCCAUAUCCAUUUGGCUUACUGGUUUCUAUGCCAUGUAAUGGGUCUCAACCCUGUGAGUCUGUUUUGCUAGUAUAUUAGCUUGCAAACAUUUUUAAGCAUUUCCCUUUAAACUGAACCUGCAUGUUACUGCUCUUAUUCACCCUCAUAGUAACUCUGUAACUCAGUUACUAGGCUUGAAAAUACUCAACAGAAGCAAAACUGCUACACAAUAUUUCAACUUCUUAGCAAAUUAUGAUUAUUUAAGUUGGCCAAUAAAUUGGCUGUGUGGGAUAUUUUACUAUAUAAACCUAAAGAGCCCACAGCCUUUGUCAAAGCUGUAGACCAACCACAGCCUCAACCCAGAUCACCAGCAGGCUGGCUUGCCAAGGUGUUUGACUGGCAACUGAAAGGUGAUCUUGAUAAGCAACUUGAGUACCAUGAAUUCAUCAUGUCAUCAUCACUGAGGCCUGACAUGGUCAUUCUAUCAGAAACCUCGAAGCAGGUAGACAUGGUGAAACUGACAGUGCCUUGGGGAGACUGGAUUGAGGAGGCAUUUGAGUGUAAGAAGGCCAAAUUCCAGGAGCUGGUAGAGCACAGUGUUGGACAGCACAAUGCGAGCCUGUAGAAUGAGGUGUAAAGGUUUUGCUCUACAGAACCUACUUUCUUCUUGGCAAAAAAAAAGAACCAUCACGACUGUCACAAAGGCUGUUGAGCGAGCCAGGUGGCUUUGGAUCAAAAGGUGUGACCGGUGGAUGAAUGCUGCUGGGACAGAAACCAAGACCUGAUAACCCUGGCUAGGUCACCUGAGUAAGGAUGUCUAAUGUUGAAAGACCCAAAGUACCCGAUGGCUCCAGUUUACAUCACUGUUGAUGUGUUACAAUGCACCUAAGGGUGCAUCUCAGUAUCAAUAAAUGCAAGUCGUUAUCAUGAUUAGGUUUUGCAGAUUUUGGCAUUCAUGGAAGAAAGCUGCCUGAACAGUCUGGUAAUCACUGGUGUGAACAAACUGUUUUCCCACAUAGUUCACCAUUAGAAGCCAUUCAAAAGGAAUAUUUAGCUAAUAGUUAGAAUGUUUUAUUGGGAACUUGAGCAUGUAGAACAUUAAAGUAAAUGGUCUGAAAAAUGGCAGAUAAAAUUUAAUGCAGACGUGUGAGGUGUUGCACUUUGGGAAGACCAACCAGGGUAGGGCUUAUAUGAUUGGUAGGGCACUGAGGAGGGUGAUAGAACAGAGAGAUCUGGGAAUACAAUCCAUAAUUCCUUGAAAGUGGUGUCACAGGUAGAAAGGGUCGUAAAGAAAGCUGUUGGCACAUUGGCCUUCAUAAAUCAAUGCACUGAGUACAGGAGUUGAGAUGUUUUGUUGAAAUUGUAUGAGACAUUGGUGAGGUCUAACUUGGAGUAUCACAGUUUCUUCUGUUAAAAGGUCAUAUCACAAAGUUGCAUCUUAGCAAAGCAAAGUACAGUGCCUAUAAAAAGUUCGCCACCUUAGAAGUUUCCAUGUUUUAUUGUUUUACAACAUUGGAUCACACUGGAUUUAAUUUGGCUUUUUUGACACUGAUUAACAGAAGAAGACAUUUUCAUGUCAAAGUGAAAACAGAUCUCUACAAAGUGAUCUAAAUUAAUUAUAAAUAAAAAAACAGUAUAACUGUUUGCUUUCGUAUUCAACCUCCUAGUCAGUAUUUUAGUAGAUGCACCUUUGGCAGCAAUAUCAGUCUUGAGUCUGUGUGGAUAGGUCUCAAUCAGCUUUGCACAUCUGGACACUGCAAUUUUUCCCCAUUCUUUACAAAACUGCUCAAGCUCUGUCAGAUUACAUGGGGAUCGUGAGUGAAUAGCACUUUUCAAGUUCAACCACACAUUUUCAAUUGGAUUGAAGUCAGGACUCUGACUUGGCCACUCCAGGACAUUAACUUCAUUGUUUAGGCCAUUCCUGUGUAGCUUUGGCUUUAUGCUUGGGGUCAUUGUCUUGCUGGAAAACAAAUCUCCCAAUUUGCAGUUCUCUCUGCACCAGGUUUUCCUCCAGGAUUUCUCUGUAUGUUGUUGCAUUCAUUUUACCCACUAACUUCACAAGCCUUCCAGGGCCAGCUGCAGUGAAGCAUCCCCCACAGCACGAUGCAACCACCAGCAUACUUCAUAGUAGGGAUGGUGUGUUUUUGAUGAUGUGCGGUAUUUGGCUUAUGCCAAACAGCAUUUAGUCUGAUGGCUAGAAAACUCAAUUUUGGUUUCAUCAGACCAUUGAAUCUUCUUCCAGCUGACUCCCACAUGCCUUCUGGCAAACUCCAGCUGAGAUUUCUUGUGAGUUUUUUUCAACAGUGGCUUUCUCUUUGUCACUCCCCCUUAAAAUACCAACUGGGCAAGCACCAGGGUAACUGUUGUUGUAUCUGCAGUCUCUCCCAUCUCAGCCACUGAAGCUUGUAACUCCUGCAGAAUUGUCAUGGGUCUCUUGCUGGCCCCCUUCACUAGUCCCCUUCUUGCACAGUCACUCAGUUUUUGAGGAUGGCUUGCUCUAGGCAGAUUUACAGCUGUGCCAUGUUCUUCCUAUUUCUUGACAAUUGAAUUAACUAGUCCAAAGGAUAUUCAGUAACGUGGAAAUUUUCUUGUAUCCAUCUCUGAUUUGUGCUUUUCAAUCACCUUUUUGGGGAAUUGCUUGGAGUGUUCUUUUGUCUUAAUGGUGUAGUUUUUGCCAGGAUACGGACUAGCUAGCAGCUGGACCUCCCAGAUACAGGUGCAUUGUCACUACAAUCAAUUGAAACAGCAUGACUGCACACAGAUCUCCAUUUAACUAAUUAUGUGACCUCUAAAACCAAUUGGCUACACCAGUGGUGAUUUGGUGUGUCACAUUAAAGGGGGCUGAAUAGUUAUGCAAUCAAUUAUUUUGUAUUUUAUGUUUGUAAUUAAUUUAGAUCACUUUGUCGAGAUGUUUUUACUUUGACACAAAAAGUCUUUCUAUUGAGCAGUGUAAAAAAAAAGCCAUAUUAAGUCCAUUGUGAUUCAAUGUUGUAAAAUAAUAAAAUGUAAAAACUU
Molecule: messenger RNA, 4910 nt
Organism: Hypanus sabinus (Atlantic stingray)
Lineage: Eukaryota; Metazoa; Chordata; Chondrichthyes; Myliobatiformes; Dasyatidae
Gene: c9orf72
Product: C9orf72-SMCR8 complex subunit
Exons: 10
Coding region: 143-1528 (461 amino acids)
Biological process (GO): autophagy; endocytosis
Cellular component (GO): endosome; autophagosome
Molecular function (GO): guanyl-nucleotide exchange factor activity
Source: RefSeq, a predicted model, not a curated record